CAGAAACACAGCUGAGCCUAAAAUGGCCCGCCUUUGACCUCCUCUAACUCACCCACUGCGUUUGAAAUGCAGGAAUGAUUGAUGAUUUGUGUUAAAACGCCUCAGAAUGGAUUAGACAUUACUGACAUUAGCAAUCAAGGUGCACUUCGUUAUUAAAACGUUGGUGAGAACAGUAAGCACUUCAAAGAGCUCAAUGGACGUUUAGCACCUAAACUGCGCUGCAAUGAACAAGGGGGAUGCGCUCAUUGGAGGUUAACUAUCACUAUAAAGGUCCAAGUCAAAGUUACAUUUGGAGAAAAAGCAAAAGCGACAAAGGACUUUACAAGCACGCGAUGGCCUUUCAGUGGAAUUCUGUGUGCUUUAACGCUGAAAGAAAGUGGGAAGCGCAAACCGGACAGCCGCAUUCAGGUCAACAGAGAAAGCUGAAGGCUGAGAAACUGCGCCAUGGCCCACUCAGGAGGAAGCGCACAGUAUUCAGUAAAGAACAACUGUCCCUACUGGAGAAGGCUUUUACUGUAAAUGCAUAUCCUGAUAUCAGGGCCAAAGAGGAACUGGCCAUAAUUACAGGUCUCCCAGAGUCUAGGAUACAGAUCUGGUUCCAAAAUAGGCGUUCUAAGUACUUUAAAAGUAAAAAGCACGUGGCUGCUAAGUUUCACAAUCCAGCAUCCCUGUCAGACACAAUGUCUGAUGUUCUUCCUGGUGGUAGUACAGUUUCUAACUCCAUGUGGCCACAGGAGAACUUAGCCAAAACACAGGAACAAACCACAUCAUAUUUCAAAAGUACUAAUAGCCAUCACAUCCUGGGAUCCUGGGUUGAAGAAUGCAAUACUCCAGUGCUACAACGAAACAAGAAUUAUGCACAAAACACUCGUUCGUGGAUUUAUGCUGAGAAGAGGCAAUCUGUCACUAAUUUUCAGACCCAUCAGCUGGAAAACUAUAUUCAAUGUGGAAGUCUGAAAAAUAAUACUUCAUGCUACCAUAUUGAGAACAACACACAGAACUGCCAUUGCUCAAGGUUUAUGUACAACACUCAGUCAGUAAGCUGUACUCAGAGUCCACGAUUGGAGAGCAAUGUUAAGACUGGACAGUUUGGGAGUGAUGGAUAUUACAGCUCCCCAGAUCAUUAUGCUAAAUUCAGACACAGAAGCUAUGAUAAGGCCAUACUUCCAGAGGGCUUUGGUCAAUGUUAUCCACUGAUUAGCCCAACCCAGCUAGACCAGUGUGGGAACUAUGCACUCACCAGACAAUCAGAGAGCCCUUCAUUGAGCAGCCCACCUGGAAGCUCCUGCACAGCUGACCAGACUGCAUCUGAGCAACUACAGCAUCUAAUAUUCUGGAGCGACCAGGAGCAGGAUGACCUCUUGAGCUACCCAACCAAUUAUUUCUUUGACAUCUGUACUGACUUCUCUCUGAAUGAUUAUGAUUUUUAGAGGCUGAUAUUGAUAAUUGUUCCUUUUCUUGCUCCUCCAGGACAGUAUUUCAAUGUAAUAUAUAAACCACGGGACAGCUUUGCCUAAAAGGAUUGACAUUGAUGCUCUCCUGAAUUCUUCACCCUAUUUUACAGAAUAAAAACAGAUAUCUUGUGCUGUAAUAUUGCAACAGAAGUACAGAAUACUUGAAACUUUAUUUAUGAAAGAUCAAAGAAAAUGAAUUUGUGUGUAAUAAGCUAUUUUGGAGAUGGAGAACUUGUUAAAUGUUUCCAUUAACCAUUUAAUUUGUUAAAAAGUUAAACAUUAUACUUGUAAGUACUAAAAUUCCUUGUUCAUUAUUUAUUUUAUUUAAUGUUUGGAUUAUGCUAGCAGAGAAAAUAAAUGAUUGUUACUUAUGUAAAUA
Erpetoichthys calabaricus (reedfish) is the source of this 1833-nucleotide messenger RNA. RefSeq names its product homeobox protein unc-30-like. Lineage: Eukaryota; Metazoa; Chordata; Cladistia; Polypteriformes; Polypteridae. Bases 237 to 1430 code for a protein of 397 amino acids. The transcript has 3 exons. Gene Ontology annotation, molecular function: DNA binding. The record is from RefSeq and is a predicted model, not a curated record.